AUGCGACCCAGCGACGAGACCGGCCGGAACCCCAGAUCAGAAUGCAGCUCCGAAAUGCAGUGCUUACGGCAAUCUGGCUUUGGUAGCUCGAAUCGCGAUUCACCACCCCACGCAGCCUCUCGCUUCGAAGAGGGGGGUGUACCGGCUCCUGUUAUUGUCGUGUCAAUCCUUUUAGGCAGUGCGCGAAGCACGAUGAUGGCCGUCACAGUUUGCUUUUCCCACGUGGGGUGCAACGUGCGAUUUAGCGAGCGAACUGGCUUUUCUUCCCGCGUUGCUGUUGAAGAUGAGGAGCUGAAUGAGCACAGACUGCUGCGAGAAGUUCCACAGGGCCUACAGCGGGCGUAG
Messenger RNA from Trichoderma gamsii, 345 nucleotides. RefSeq lists its product as hypothetical. Lineage: Eukaryota; Fungi; Ascomycota; Sordariomycetes; Hypocreales; Hypocreaceae. The transcript has 2 exons. The record is from RefSeq and is a predicted model, not a curated record. The coding region runs from base 1 to 345 and encodes 114 amino acids.